Molecule: messenger RNA, 1152 nt
Organism: Gadus chalcogrammus (walleye pollock)
Lineage: Eukaryota; Metazoa; Chordata; Actinopteri; Gadiformes; Gadidae
Gene: mllt11
Product: MLLT11 transcription factor 7 cofactor
Exons: 3
Coding region: 144-398 (84 amino acids)
Biological process (GO): positive regulation of DNA-templated transcription; positive regulation of mitochondrial depolarization; apoptotic signaling pathway
Cellular component (GO): nucleoplasm; cytosol
Source: RefSeq, a predicted model, not a curated record
AGUGGUGCGCAUGCGCGCGCACCGUGACAAGGUGCGGCGGAGCCCAGAUCCUCAGAAUCCACCCGGUCCCCGACAGGCUCCCAUCCCUUCCUCAGAACACCAGGACCCCGACACACUCACACCCAGCAGAACCAGGUGCAGACAUGCUGGAAAAAUCCAACAGCCAAUAUGACUCCUUCCUGUUCUGGAAGCAGCCAAUCCUGGCCCCGGAUCUAUCGGAGCUGGAGGUUGCGAUGGAAGGCAAGGCCGGCCACGCCCCCCCAGGACGGGCCCGGACCGCCCUAAAGAGAUCCCAGGAGGAGGUGGCGUGUGCAGAGUACUCCUCCUUCAACUACUGGAGGGCGCCCAUCGCCGACAUCGACUCCCUGAUGGCCGACCUCGACCUGCUGCUGCUGUAGCUGCUCUCCUCCUCCUCUCCUGCUCCUCCUGCUCCUCUCUGUCCUCUUCCUCCCUCUCUGAACGCUACAGAUCUGCUCUUUAUUUCCCUCCUCGAGUUAAAUGUUGAGCUUUGAUACCAGCUGGGGAGACGGAGGAAGACAUUUUAGGACGGCGUCCAUUUCAUGCCUAGGGUAGACAUCGCGACAGGGAGGUUGCCAUGGGAACUGACUUGUCAUUAUAACAAAACCGGGGGUCCCUGUUUAAAACCAGUGAGCUCGCCUCCAGAUCAAAGACUAUUGGUCCAGAGCCGACUCGCUUACUGUCAUUUAAGGGAGCUUUACAGUCAACCUUUUUACCAAAACAUAUUUUGUAAUGAAAGGAGACUGUACACCAUCAUUUAGAUAACUUGCAGCUGUUGGCCGUCCUAUUGAUCCUUUUGUUGCCCUGACAACCUGCUGUUUUAAUUUAUUGCAUUCUAUUUGUCACUAGCCAUCUCCAUGGUGAUCUGAGUGCAAUGCCUGAUGGGAAACGUAGUCACAUGACAGACUGUUGAAAAGUGAAUGUAAUGUUGAGAUGAAGUACAAAUGGUAGUCCUGAGUUAACUUUGACCUCCGGUACUGGGGCUGAUGUUUAAAGAGGCGUGGCUGUAGAAGGUCUGUGUGCUAAACACGCACACUGACACAAGUUUGGAAGGGCGAAUGACUGGUUGGCAUUUUGCACAUCUCAAUAACAAUAAAGCUUGUAAGCAACCGACCGCUGUGUGUUUUACUCUCU